AGUAGACUUGAUGGCAUAAUUCUACUGGCAAGGCAAGAACUGCUCAGCUGGCCGGCCGGCUGGGCUAUGUGUGCAGUCCAGCACCCGGGACAACUCAUCAUUCACCCAGCCACGGCCGAGUCGGUCAACGAAUUGCCUUCGGGAAUUUGUCCCGUAUUUUAACCUUUUGUCCCUUAUUAGGGAGUGAGAAAGUUGGCAACCCUAUCAAAGAGCUAAGUGCUGGAGUAACUGGAGAUGGUCAGGCAGCAUCUCUGGAGGGAAAUAAUAGGUGGCCUUUCGGGUUGGAACCCUUCUUAUAUGAGACGUUGCCUUAAGGUAUAUAUGACUGAUUAGCAUUUUGGAAGAAUUUUAUUUGUUUUGGAAUAUAUUUGACUUGACCAGGCCUCAUUUUUUUAAAUUUCCAAAAAAUAAACUUUUUAUAAUAAAGAUAAUUAAUGGGUCUUCAGUCUGAAGAAGGGUCUCGAACAGAAACGUCACCCCUCCAUUCUCUCCAGAGAUGCUGCCUGUCCCGCUGAGUUACUCCAGCAUUUUGUGUCUAGCUUCGAUUUAAACAGCAUGUGCAGUUCUUUCCUCACCAUUGCAUGCAGAUGCGGAGAAGUGUGUUCAGCUCUGGUGUGUGUGGAUUCGAUAAGGAGAAUACGUUCUUUCCUGCACUUCAAUAUCAGGCCAUGGCAAAGAGUUAAGUAGUGGCUUGAGUGGCUGAACGUGAAUGCUUGUCCUGGACCCAAUAGCAGUAAGCGCCGGUCUGUGUUUUGAAUGAAUGAGAUGCGAGGGAAUGAUUUCACCAGAAGAGGGGAGGGUGGGGGAAUAUGGCGGAGGCGGCGAGCAGAGCGCUCUGCCUCUUCUGGAUCAGUGUGUGAUGAAUUUCAAUGCCAGUUUCACCCGGGGCUCAGCGGGAUGAAUGCGGCGCCGUGGGUGUUCCGUCCCCUCCCUUCAUGGCUGUUGAGAGCCCACCCUUCCAACUUAUGCUGAUGUCUGUUGGAGUAAAAGUCGGGUCGGAACAGGGAAAACAAUGAACUGGAGCGGCGCAACAGGUAGCGUCCUUCCACCGGCGUCUCCUUUACUCUGGAGAGGGGAGGCAGGAGAACGAGGUUUUCAGGAACACCGAGUCUCUCCAGCCUUGCCUGACGAUCGGGUGGUAUAUUCAGGAGUUGCUGUUGUCCCAGGCAGUUUUGAUCAUUGGGGAUCUCCACUUGUGAUAUUCCCCAGAGCCCAGCACAGCUUGCUGAUCUCUGAUCUAAAGCAGGAUGACGUUGUCGAACUUCUCAAAUAUUUUCGUGCAUCACAAACCAGAAUUGGUCCGGUAUCCAUUGUAACCGAUCUAAGAUAUGCCUCAUUAGAUGUUGUCUCCAUCAUUAUAAACAGUUUGCUGCAAAUUCAGCACCAGUUUGGAAGGGCCGUGGACACAUUCUACGCUGUGCAGCCUCGGGCGAAAGGCAUCAGGAAACACAUUCUGAAGGCCCUCGGACUGGUCCACAGCAAGCUCUCGGAGCCACCAUUCAAGUGCGUGCUGCUUAAUGAAAUAUUUGAGCUAUUUAACUACAUUGACAGGAGUCAGUUGACCUCUGACCUUGGUGGAUACUUGACAUACCAACACAAAGCCUGGGUCCACUUCAGGAAGGAGAUGGACGGUUUUGCCCAUGGAUAUCUUGCCUUGGCCCAGAGAUUUCCUGGCUGCUUAGCGGGUCUUCAGCAGUGGAUCUUUCAGUCAUUGCCUGCAGAAGCUGGUGAUUUGGAGCAGUUCUCCCAGACCAUCAACAAACUUCACGCAGAAUGGCGGAGGGAUCUGGGAAUUGAUGAUCUACUGAGAAGGUGCGAGGAGAUUAUUGAGAAGUUCAGGGAUCCAAAAUCUGAUCCCUGUUUUAAUGCCAUGGCUGGGACUGCACAGUUUCAGCAGGAGGCUGAUGAAUUGCGAAAGAAAGAUGAAAGGUUAAGGGCAGCUGCGAACAAGGUGGAAUUACUAUGGCAACAGGCUCUUGCCAGGGCUCGGCUUUUGCUGAAGGACCUUUGGUGCAGGGAAAGUGCUCAGCAGAUUAGUGAUUUGAUUAUCUCUGAAGGAAUGGGGAAGAUUCAUACGUACAAAUUAGAAAUUGCAAAUAAUUUGAGCCAAGCAGAGAUUCUAAAAUUGGAUUAUGAUGCUACUAUUUACAACCCUGCAAUGAAGUUGAUCACCGAGUCUGAGAAACUGUUGCAGGAGCUUGAUGAAGUAGCUGAAUGUGGAGGAAGGACAGGCGAUUGUAGAGAGAAACUCAGCAGAUUAAAAGACAUGUUCCACAUAGCUGUAGAACUUCCACGGCAAACUUUAAAAGCAGUGUAUGAUUUCUACGACAUAUUUGAAAAUGUUGCUGGUUGGUAUCAUUUACUGUUGCAAGAAAUAUCUUUCAAAGAGGCAGUUUGUGAGCAUCCAGUGCACAGCUGGGGACUUCCGCACGAGGCAGGACAUUACCUGAAACCAAGCUGGAAGGAACAUGUCAGUCGCCUCUUGCACAAGGCUCCUCUUCCAGCGGCUGAGGACCUGGGGCGGCUUGGACAUCUGGCUGACUGCAUCCCAGACUCGCUUCACCAGAGGAGGGGGAAGAUGCUGUCCCAUCAGUGCUUUGUUGUAAGAAGGCUGUUGACCGCUCCAGAGCAGGUGUGUCCGAUUGACUUGGAACAAGUGGUUCAGUGGCAAGAAUCGUAUUUAAAGGCGCUGCAGAAGGUUUUGGUUCCUCGUGCCGUCACGUCCGUUGACACUGGCGUUACCAGAGGUGCUGCAAAGGCUCCAGAGAAUGCCGACAAACAUGUGAUGCAAGAGAAGUUUGUGAACAGACGUUGGCACGACCCAAACCACGACUUUGAUGUAUCCUCGGCGCAAAAACAUUUUGAUGAAGCGGAUGCAAUUCGCCGCAGUAGGGCCUGUUUCACCAGUGGUCACGUUGAUCGGAAACCGCAGGUAGCCACACUGACAGCUUAUGAGGCGGCUGGUGAGUGUGGUAACCAGGAAGGCAAAGCACUGAGCACAAGGCCAACUUCUUUAAGUUCUUUUGACUCUGGAAUUGAUGGGAUUGGUAACUACAACUUCGAAGCUGCAAGAUCUAAUCACAAAAAAACCAAUAGGGAACAGGAGGUGAAAAGAACCUCAAACUCAUUACUAAUAACUGAGCCUGCACAACUAGAUGAAGAGGAUGAAGUUAGUGAGGGUGAUCCCAAGUGCCUAGAUGUUGAUGAGUUUGGGCUGGCCGAUUCUCCGUCCAUGUCAAGUGAAGUACAGUCAUUCUCAAAGAGUAAUCCAAACGCUUUAAACUUCGAGAUAAAAGUCAAGCGCUCAGCUAGCUUGCCCAAGAAUCCUUGGGUUAGCCUCCCCGCUGAUGAUCUUGAGAAGUCCUAUGUGGUCACAAUUACUCCCAAAAAACCCGCAUUGGAGCCAGACGGUUUCAAACAUAUGGAAGGUGACACCUGCGAAGUCGCGCGGAAGAGUGAAGAGGGAGCGGUGAACAGCUUUAGUGGUACGACUUUCAGCCCAAAUAAACGGACUCUAGUAAAGACCACAUCAUUUGAAAAGGCAGCUGAAGAUGAGGAGAAAGUUUUGGUUGCUGGGCAAUGUGUUGUGCACUCCAAUGAAAGAUCUAAUCGUGCAGAGAACUGCAGAGAACAUCUGGAAGGGAAUGCAGAAGUUUCUUGCGAUAGCUCUGAAGUUUGUGGAUCUAGAAUGCUACUGGAAGGGAGUGACAGUGAAAGCAGAAAGCACACUGAGUUAGCAGAGGCAAAGCCAUAUGACUGGGAUAUGGAGGAGGAGGAGAAGCUUCAGAAUGAAGUGGAGCUGCUGCUGUUGAGAACGGCCAAAAUAUUGGAGGAGGAGGAAUCUGUGCUCAGACAGGAAGAUGAGCUGGAACAUCUCUUGCAGCUGGCUGAUGGGGAAAGCAGUGAUGAGAACCACUCCUCACCUGACAAGUACAAGGGGACCACCAGCAGUGGAAAGGUGAUGUCUCUGAGCGAGCUCUCAGAAGCUGGAGUGAUUGGACUGGAAGACGACCUGUGGACUGCAGCAGAACAGCCCGAGUUUCAUUGCCGUUGCCUGUGCCCACGUGCGAACUGUGACGUAGAGCACAGGCAAGAAGAAAGAGCCUUGAUGCAUUCUAGCUCUUGCCCUGCAAACCCCAAUGCCGCUCCAUCAGCCCGAGCUCCACGCCCGGCGCUUCAAGGUACUUCCAGGCUACUUCAAGAGUUGGAGGAACUGAACCAAAUUGAGGACAGAAUUCUGGAAGAGAACUUGAAAAUACAGGAGCUGUGUCGCUCUGAGGAAGAGCAGAGGGUUCAGAUUCCAAUAUCGCCCGUGUCAAAUGCAGGCCGAUCAAGCACCAACAAAGAGCGUGCACGGUUCUUGGUGGAGCUGGAGAGGGAAAGGAAAGAGGUUGAGAAGAUGGAGCAAAGUCUAGCAAGGGAAGAGAAAAUGAAAUCCAAACAUUUGAAGAAACAGCCACAAAUUUCUUCAAGGACGAAGUGUGAUAACCCGAAGAGACAUGCAACGAGAUCGUCAGCAUGUGAGGAGACUACUCAUUUAAAACCCAAUCCAGUGAUUGAAGGUAAAAGCUCUUUUCAGUCGGCAGGAAGGAAUUUAAAGUCUAUUGAUAAAGGCAAGCUAAAUGAUACCAACCCAAAAUCGAAUCAGGUCCUUGCUUACCACAAGCGAUCUCUGGUCAAACUCAAUAUUGUUCACAGCACAAAAAAAGCAAGCCGGACUGUUCAAUCCAAAAAUAGUUGCAUUCAGGACCAAGGUCUGACUAUGAAUAAUAUUGUUGAAAAUAAUUCAUCAUGUACAGUCGAUGAGCAAAUAGUUAUUCCCUCAUUGCGCAGUGAAACCUGUACACGAUCAGAUAAAAUGGAACAUCGGCUUAAUAGUGGAGUCUCAGCAGAUGCACGUGCGGAGAAUUGUCAGGAGCUUGAUGGCCGCGAAUGGUUUGCAUUGACAGAUGAGUGCAAGGGACUGGCCAGUGUUGAUGCUGAGACAGUCUGUUUUCAUCCAGUAGAGGGCGGUGUUGAGAAUAACAGUGCACCACUACUUGGAGUCGACAAAAAGGGAACUCUUGCACAGUCCACUCAAUUGAAUGAAAUCAUUAAAAGUAAUGUAAACUGUACAGCAGAGCGCAAAAACCGAAGAGACUCCACUCUGAAAAGCAAAGAGGAGCCCAAACCAGCACUACGGACUAGUGUUCCUGUCAAAGUAGAAAAGCUUCCAGCUCGUGCAACUCCUCAGAAGUGCCCUGGAGAUGCCAUUGUGGCAAAACGCGGUAACAAGGACCAACAAAGAGUCCCAGUACCCAAACCCAGAAAAAACAUUAAACAGUGCCAAACCAAAAGCCACCCAGAAGGGUCCAGUCCUUUCGGGAAACGUGCUGAGGUUUCUGCAUUUGUGGAAACCCGCUCUGCUUCAAAGGAGCCCAAACAGCAAGUGCCUCUGAUCGCUGGUGCUCGAUACAAAUCUAAUGCCAGUCUCCAAAUCAGGACCAAAAAUAAAUUGCAAGGCACCAAAAAGGGUACAAAUCCUACCAACCCCUCCGACAGCUCGGUAAACGUAGAGAUCGAGUUAGCAGAUUGCAAGGAAGAUAAUUCCGUGGCUGGAGCAAGUUCUUUACUUGAUUCGUCUGAGAACAGCAAAGCUUGUUCUGGGGGAACAGACUCCAAAUUGGUGCUAAAUGGAGAUGUGUGUGAUGAAGGUAAAUGUGAUGAACAACAUAUUAUUUUAUGUAAUGAAGUAAAUCGGGAAGCCAGUGCAGUUUGCAGUAGCAGCUUAGAAACAGGAGAGAGUUGCACACCUGAAAUACUGCAUUGGAAUGAAUUCAACAAUACUGACACUCAGAAAGGUUCUGUACGUGUGGCCGAAGAUGAUUCAAGCCAUUUGCACGAUUUUCCACAUCAAGACAUGCAUCGUAUAUUUGAAGAUUGCCAUGCGAGAGUGUCUGUGACAUUGAAUCCAGCUGUGGAUGCACACACCUUUCAAGCAUCUGUGAUCAAGCAGGUCUGUGAAUAUAAAACGCCAAUCGUAUUGGACACUGGUUCAGGCCUGAUGAAAGCUGGGUUUGCCGAUCAGGAACUACCAACAACCAUAUUCCCCACGUUAGUCGGACGACCCAAAUACGAGAAUGUUUACAUUGGGAGGAAUCAGCAGGAUGUUUACAUUGGCCAUUCUGCUCAGCACAUGCGAGGAGUUCUCUCCCUGCAUUACCCAUUGGAGCAUGGAAUUGUAACCAACUGGGACGAAAUAGAACAGAUCUGGCAUCACACGUUUUAUCAGCAACUGCAUGUUGACCCAAAAGAACACCCAAUCCUCAUGACCGAGGCAGCCCUGAACCCGCACAGGAACCGGGAACGAAUGGUUGAAAUCAUGUUUGAAGCCUUUAACGUGCCUUUUUCCUAUGUUGCAAUGCAAGCCGUUUUAGCACUUUAUUCCAGCGGACGAACUACAGGUAUAAUCCUGGACUCUGGAGAUGGGGUGACACACACUGUGCCGGUGUAUGAUGGUUACAGCCUCCCCCACGCCAUCCAACGCUUAAAUCUGGCUGGACGUGAUCUCACGGAGCAUCUGAAAAAGCUAUUGAAGGAAAGAGGCUAUUCGUUUAACAGCACGGCAGAGUGGGAAAUUGUCCGAGAUAUUAAGGAGAAGCACUGUUAUGUUGCUGGAGAUUAUGAAGCUGAGCUGGGCAGCCCAGAACAUGUCAGAGUGCUGCAUUAUACCCUGCCAGAUGGAAAUAUAAUUACAUUGGGAGAUGAGAUGUUCAGGGCUCCAGAAGUCUUGUUCAAACCUGAGGUAAUUGGAAGGGAUCACUAUGGAAUUCACGAGAGUCUUCUCCGCUCCAUUAUACUCUGUGAUGUGGACUUGCGGAAAACAUUUUUUGCAAACAUUAUUCUUUCAGGUGGAAACACGAUGCUGACCGGAUUACCAGCAAGAAUACAAAAAGAAAUCUCUUCCAUGGUUCCUCUGGACCAAUCGGGACAUGUGCAUGUUACAAGCCCAGCAAAUCGGGACUUCACAGUGUGGAAUGGAGGUGCUGCCUUGGCGAGUUCAUCUGCCCUGGACUGUGCCUGGAUCAGCCAAGAAGAAUAUCAUGAAUUUGGUUCCAAAAUUGUUCAUAGGAAGUGUUUUUAAUUUAGAAAAACUGGACUAUGUUAAGGUUUUCAUUGAUUGAUCUUCAAUGCAAUAAUUAUUUAAGCAGUGUUAAUUUAUAGCAAUAUUCCAAAAUAAGCUACAUAUAAUUUAUAGCAGUUUACAAAAUGUUCCCAUGUUGAGCUUGUUAAGAGAGAAAGAGAGGUAUUAUCAGAGAUGUUUCAGUGCUUGCAAUUUGAUGUUUGUUUUGGCAAAGUGUGUUCCCAUUCAUUUUGGGGAGAUCCGAAGAAAAAUGACUUGUGCUGCUUCCUGCCAUGCUGAACAUUUGAACUGUAUCUCGAAUGCCAUAAAGUGGAAGGGUAAGAGUCGUUGGCCCAUGCGACAUUAAUUUUGGACUUUAGUAGAGUGUCGUUAUUGAACCGAACAUCUAUCAACUAGAUUGGGAAAGGAUUGAACGGCAAGGAAGCAGGGAAAAUUAAAUGAGUUACUCUAACUUGGGAUGCCAUUUUUUUAUUUUUUUUUUUCAAAAAUGAGUCCUUGACAGGUUUGACAUCAUUUGGCCUCCAGUACGGAUAGAGAUUUUGGGGCCUAUUCAAACCUUUCAGUUCUUGAAAGGUUUGACAAUGACCUCAUUUGGUUUCUUGUGAGGAUAAACUAAAGAUUUGGGGGCUAUUCAAAAGCAAGUCUUUAGUUUAGAAUAAAACUUUUUGCCAAAUUAUUAUUUUAAACAAUAACAAGAAAAGGUCUUGAGUAAUCUCUACCUACAUCCCAAGAAAUGUUUACUCCAUAAAACAUUAAGGGAAUAAUUUUGCUUAUAUGAAUGUACAAAGAAUCCCGUAUCCAUUAAAAUUUGCUCCAGACUC
Molecule: messenger RNA, 7944 nt
Organism: Leucoraja erinaceus (little skate)
Lineage: Eukaryota; Metazoa; Chordata; Chondrichthyes; Rajiformes; Rajidae
Exons: 23
Coding region: 1013-7123 (2036 amino acids)
Source: RefSeq, a predicted model, not a curated record